Messenger RNA from Beta vulgaris subsp. vulgaris (sugar beet), 1395 nucleotides. RefSeq lists its product as uncharacterized. The transcript has 3 exons. Gene Ontology annotation, molecular function: aspartic-type endopeptidase activity. Gene Ontology annotation, biological process: proteolysis. The coding region runs from base 1 to 1395 and encodes 464 amino acids. The record is from RefSeq and is a predicted model, not a curated record. NCBI's taxonomy places the organism in Eukaryota, Viridiplantae, Streptophyta, Magnoliopsida, Caryophyllales, Amaranthaceae.
AUGGCUGCCAACAACUACUUGAAUGACUGGAGUGUGUCUCGUAGAGCCCCUAAAAAGGGAGGUUUGGCAGCUAAAGUUGAUCAGUUGAGUAGCGGACCAAUAGCACCUCAACAGCCUACAAAGAAGGUAACUGAGCAAAAGCAAACUGCAGAAGAGGUCAUAGAGUUGAGUGAAGAAGUUCAAGGGAAGACGGUUUUGAAAGAUGAAGCUGAGAAGACUGAGAAGCAGGAACCCACUAUCACUCCUAUUAAACAAUACAAGCCACCUGUUCCAUUCCCUCAAAGAUUGGCACAGGCAAAACUUGAAAAGAAAUAUGGGAAGUUCCUUGACAUCGUGAAGAAGCUACACAUCAACAUCCCUUUCUUGGAUGACAUAUCUAAGAUGCCUUCCUAUGCUAAGUUUUUAAAAGACAUGCUCUCUAACAAAAGAAAAAUUGAAGAGAAUGUCACUGUUUCACUAACAGCUGAGUGUAGUGCUAUUUUGCAGAGCAAGCUUCCAGAAAAGCUAGGAGAUCCAGGCAGCUAUUCGAUUCCUGUCAAGCUUGGAGAUAUUGCUAUCAAGAAUGCUUUGUGUGAUCUUGGGGCUAGUGUUAGUCUCAUGCCUCUCUCUAUCUGCAAGAAACUCAACAUAGGCGAACUAAAACCCACACGCAUCUCUCUCCAACUAACUGACAGAACAGUAAAGUUUUCACUUGGUAUCCUUGAAGAUGUUCCUCUUCGAGUGGGUAAAUUCUUUAUUCCUUGUGAUUUCGUUGUUAUGGAGAUGAAAGAAGAUGCUCAAGUUCCCAUCAUUCUUGGGAGACCCUUUUUAGCCACUGUUGGAGCCAUUAUUGACAUGAAAAAGGGUAAUAUCACCUUUGAAGUAGGUGAUGAGAAGAUGGAGUACACACGCACAAACUCCAUGACUUCCCAUUCUAUGGGAGAAACUGUUUAUAGAGUGGAUGCUCUUGAUGAGGUUAUAGAAACCAGAGCCUUCAGUUUGCAACUUGAUGAUUCAUUGCAAACGGUCUUGAUGGGUAGUGCUAAUGAGGAAGAUUGGGAGACAAGGGAAUACAAGAGACUUCUCGAGGAAAUACGAACAAUUGAAUCUGAAAAGCCUCUUAAGGAGUUGAUGAGCUCGGGGGAAACUAAGGAGAGUACUAAGCCUCCUAAGGUAGAACUUAAACCUCUCCCCUCUACUUUGAAAUAUGUAUUCAUGGGUCCCAAUGAUAGAUACGCUAUUAUUGUUAAUGUUGAGCUUGAUGACAUUCAAAUUGAAAAAUUACUUGUUGUUUUAAGGAAAUAUAAGAAUGUCAUUGGGUACACCAUUGAUGAUAUUAAGGGUAUUAAUCCCUCAUUUUACAUGCGCAAAAUCAUUCUUGAGGAUGAACAUGCUUCUUCUAUAGAAUCUCAAUGA